AUGCAGCUGGCGCCGGAGGCGGGCCCCGAUCUGCUGAGCUUUGUUUGGGCCGGGAUCAAUGGCGCGGCCUUCCUCGCCAUGCUGGCCUCAGGUCCCAUGCUCCACGACUGGGGCCCGCGCCUGGCAUUACUGGCCGCCGCUGUUCCGGCGGGCAUGGUGCUGGUGCCGGUGCUGCUUGGGUGCCUGGAAGAGCGCAAGGUCUCGCAAGAGGAGCUGCACGCCAUUCGUCAGCGCUACUUUGAGCAGCGCGAGACCUGCUUCCUCUGCAUGUUGAUGUUGGCUGGAGCAUUGGCCAUCAUGAUGACCGGCUUGCUGCAGCACGACCCCGUGGUCAACUUUGCGGUGUCUUUGUUUACUGCCCUGUUCAUUCUGCUUUGCUUCUCUGUUUGCCUGACGCCUACAAUUGCAAGGGCCAAUGCCUUUGCGGUGCUUUACACUGGCCUAUCUGCCUCAAUCUCUGGGGCGUCUUUCUAUUUCUACACGGACUCGCCGGACAUUUACCCGGCAGGCCCCCACUUUUCGGAUUUCUUUUACAACACGGUGCUGGGUGCAGUAGGCACAGUGGUGUCGUUGCUGGGGAUCUACCUGUACCAGCAAUAUCUGAGCGACCUGACCUAUCGCCAGCUCAUUGUGGUGACGUCGCUGGCGAUGUUUGCUUUUAGCCUUCUGGACGUGAUGAUGUUCGCGCGGCUGAACGUGAGGAUGGGCAUCCCAGACCACUGGCUGGUGCUCGGACUCUCGGUGUGCGAGCAGAUUAUCUGGCAGUGGCAAUGGAUGCCGCAGGUGGUGCUGCUGGCGGCGCUGUGCCCUGCGGGGAUGGAGGCCACGAUGCUGGCGCUGCUCGCAGGGUGCCACAACCUCGGCAACACGCUGGGCUCGAACUUUGGGGCGGUGCUGCUGCACUUGCUGGAGGUGAGGCCCAGAGGCCGCGUGGGUGAUGCGGCGGAGUUGGAGAACCUCUGGAUCGCGGCAGGCGUCAGCUCGGUGCUGCCGCUCUUCACCGCGAUCUUCCUAAGGAACAACUUCGCCAAAGCUGCGAAGUGGAGCCCUGAUGGCAGCGUUGCCAUCGCUGUUCAUGAUGACGAGAUCCUGCGCAUGUACCAGGUGCCGCAGGCCGAGGACUUGGAAGGAACCAAAACCCUGUUUCCCUACGCAGAGACCGCGGAGGGAGGACCAGUUUUGGACUUCUGCUUCUUUCCGAGCUUCACCUGGGAGUAUCCUGGCACUUGCUGCUUCAUCACCAGCAGCCAGGACCAUCCAAUUCAUCUUCGGGAUGCUGUCACCGGAGAGCUGAGGAACACGUAUCGGCCCUUCAACAAUGUAGACGAGGUGUGUCACGCUAGCAGCCUGUGCUUCUCACCGGAUGGGAGCAAGAUCAUCGCCGGCUUCUCGCUGUAUUUGCGUGUUUUCCACCUGCAGCGGCCGGGAAGGCAGAUGGAGGACUGGCUGCUCGGCACCAAGAAGGGCACAGGACAGAAGGGCAUCAUCGGAGCGGUGGCCGCCUCUCUGUGGCAGCCUGGACUGUACGCUGCCGGAUCCUACAACAAGAGCAUUUGCCUCUACCAGGAAUCAUCCAGAGGCAAGGCCGUGGCGCGCCUUGCAGACAGCAAGAUGGGGGGCGUCACGCAGCUUGCGUUUGGCAGCGAGUGGCUGCUGCUGAGCGGCCAUCGCAAGGACAGCUGGCUGAGAGCUUGGGACUUGCGCAUGCUGGGCGAGCAAGGCAACGAGGCUCUUCUGCAGGAGCUGCCACGCAGCGUGAACACGCACCAGCGCUUUCACUUCGGAGUUCAGGACGAUCUGCUAUCCACAGGCGACGACUCUGGCAACAUUCUGCUCUACUCGCUCAGCUCCAUGCAAGAGGUGGGCCGCUUUCAGGGCCACUCCCGGCCCUGCACCUCCGCCGAGCUUAGACCUACGGAGGCAAAGGAGCGUGUGCUGCUCAGCUCAUCGGGAUCCCGGCAUUUUCCGGAUUACGAUGUGGACAGCCCAGAGCCGGAGCGCCGCAAAGUCGCGCGGUUGGACAACUCCCUCAGGGUGUGGCAGCUGGGCUUUGGCGACGAAAGCUGAAGG
Molecule: messenger RNA, 2070 nt
Organism: Effrenium voratum
Lineage: Eukaryota; Dinophyceae; Suessiales; Symbiodiniaceae
Source: the annotation of a GenBank genome assembly